Molecule: messenger RNA, 1270 nt
Organism: Cydia pomonella (codling moth)
Lineage: Eukaryota; Metazoa; Arthropoda; Insecta; Lepidoptera; Tortricidae
Product: endocuticle structural protein SgAbd-6-like
Exons: 3
Coding region: 449-772 (107 amino acids)
Source: RefSeq, a predicted model, not a curated record
AAAGGCAAAGCCAUAUUUGGACCGACAUAGAUUCGAGCAACUCUGUCAGUAAUACAGACUAAAUCUAUCAUAUAUUCCUUCAGUUUUAUAAUACACUCAUUGUCAGAAAUCAUAACACUACUAAACUUAUACGAGUGUAAAAUUACGCGAAAAAAUUGCUCUCAAGAUCGACAUAAUGUAACUCUCAAGAUCGACAUAAUGACCAUUAUCACCUAAUCGCACAGGUAUCAAUCGGAAUCCCGACACAAACGUAGUGACGUAAUGUGCCGGUACUAUCAGCCCAUUCAUAUGUCGAUCACCAGGUAAUUGACUCAGUUUCAGCUAAGCCCGAGCGACGUGCACCCGCGGCUCGCGUCCUCCUAUAUAAGCAGAUCUUGCAAAAUCGUCGCACAUUCAAACAUCGACCUGUCCAGGAAGUUAUCCUUUUGCAAUUCAUUCACACAUCAUCAUGUUUUUAUUUCUGGUCCUUGGAGCACUUCUGACGCAGUGUUCGGCGAGCCCUGCAGUCGACGGACAGGCCAAACCCCAGGUUCUACACUAUGAGAUGCAAACUGCUGAUAUGCCCAACUCCUACAAUUUCUAUUACGACACAAGUGACGGUUCGUCCCGGACGGAGCACGGGGCCAUCCUGAAUCCCGGCACGAACGAGGCGGCGUUGGACGUGCUGGGCACGGUGCGCUGGUACGACAACAAGGGACAGCUCUACGAAAUGUCCUAUAAAGCUGGGAAGAGAGGCUAUAGGACGGUUAUCAAGAAAGUGACGCAACGCUAACGAAAUUUCAAAAUAUUAGUGAUAGCCAAUGUGACGUUUCAGAGUCAAUUCCGAUUACAAAUUCCCGCAUUGAGAAAUUGGAUUAAAUAGCUACUUUUCAUUUAUCAUCCACUCAGGCAAUUUUAAUGCCAAUCACUUCAAAGUUGCUUCAAAUAAACGCACACAAAUUAAUGACUUAUAAAUAUGAACUUUAAUGAAUUGAAUUAAAUCACUGAAAAGGUUGUGUGGAUGUCAAUUUUGUGGCAUUGUCAAUUUGCCAAAAAAAAAUGAUGUGUAUAGCCUAAAAAUAUUAGAGUCGGGAACAAGACUGGAUUUUUGUAGGUUUUGAUUGAUCACAAAGAGUUAAAUCAAAUGUAAGCAAAGUGAUUGAUAGUCUAAGUAUUUAAGUUAUUUAUAUCAUCUUUUUUAUUUAUUGAGUUAUGUUUUUAUCUUUCAUUAAGUAUAUUUUUUCAAAUUAAAAUUAUUGUUUUACUGUUAAUUAUAUUUUGGUUUAAAGAC